AUGCCAAGGAAGAAUAAGGACAUCGAUGACAUAGAAUCCAGUAUCGCGAAAGAAUCAGACGUUUAUAAAACUGACGACAGUGAUGAAGACGGAGGCUCCAGCUACGAUGAAUCAAGUGAAGAAACACCGAGCAAAUCAAUGAGGGAGUGGGUUGGAUCCGAUUUCCCCAACAUGCCUCGAAAGAAGCCAAGAGGUCUAAAUAUUGUCCUCGACUACUAUGCAAGAGGUCGCAAAGCCAUAUUCAAGAAAAAACCUCUCGAUGAAGGUGUUGAGCCAAAAUGUUGUGACGGUAUCUCCGGUCUUUGUGGCCUAAUACUUCUCCUCUUAAUCGAUGUUGGCUAUGUGGCCUGGUGCUGCUAUUGUAACAAAUUGAAAGAAGAGGACGAUAUCCGGUUACUGUGGCUUUCGGUUCUAGUUUGGAUCGUGGUAAUUAUCAAAAUUAUCAGACGACUAAUACGACUUGGACGACUGCGAGGUGGUUGCUGGUCUCCAUUUGGAUCUUGUGGCGACGGAAUCCGUAGUGGCUAUGAAAGUUUUAAGGAGAAAGUCCGCGACGGAUGGCAAUCGAUGUGGGAUAGAAUUGACCCGGAUGAAAAAACUCAAAAGAAAAAGAAGAAGCUAGCGAGCGCAAUUUUCGGCUACUCCUUGAUGUUAAUCUUCGUCAUUCUCUGCCUGGUAUUCUUCGUCAUCCUUCAGGAUGUUCGAAACUUGGUUUCGCUCUCCGGAAUAGUAGUCCUGCUUCUGCUUUGCAUAGCAAUAUCAUUCCAUCCGGGCCGUAUCAACUGGCAACCAGUCCUUGUUGGUAUUUUUGUCCAACUAGUCUUCGCCGUUUUGACACUACAAACACGCCCAGGUUACGUAGCCUUCGAAUUCUUGGGUAAGCGUAUGGCUGAAUUCCUUCAUCACAGUACUGCCGGAUCUGGAUUCGUCUUCGGUGACUACCACUGUUUUGCCUUUGAUACCCUUCCAGUCGUCAUCUUCUUCUCGUCUUUCAUUGCCGUUGUAUUCCACCUCGGUAUCAUUGGAAUCCUAAUUGAUAAACCUUCUGUUGUUGUAAGGAAAGUCCUUAAUACAACAGGUCCGGAGACUCUAAAUGCUGUUGCUAAUAUUUUCGUUUCCAUGACUGAAUCUCCUCUGAUAACCAGGCCCUACAUGCACAUGAUGACUAACUCUGAAUUGAUGGCUAUCAUUGUCAAUGGUUUUGCGUCAAUAGCCGGAUCUGUCCUUGCCGCCUACAUUAACUUCGGUAUUCCAGCAAAUCACUUAUUGAUGGCUUGUGUCAUGUCCGCUCCCGCCGCAUUGGCUAUUUCCAAAGUCAUCUAUCCUGAGACAAAGAAGGCCCCCUUGGCAGGCUUUGGUGAACUUGGGAAGAUCAAGAGUCCUUAUAACAAUGUGCUUGAGGCCGCUAUGGUCGGGGCUAUGGACUCAAUCCCAAUUUGUGCGGGCAUUGCUGCAAACUUGAUUGCCUUCUUGAGUAUUUACAACUUCUUCAACCAAACUCUUGUCUGGCUGGGCCGACGAGCGUGCAUGGAGCAAGAUCUUACAUUCGAGUUGAUUUUCUCCUACGUCCUCUGGCCGAUUGCUUUCACGAUGGGCGUCCCCUCCGAAGACUGUCUAAAGAUAGCCGAAUUGAUUGGUGUUAAAACCAUGUUGAACGAAUUCGUAGCCUUCGAACGCUUGGGCAUUAUAAUUGGGGACUCACAACGUUACAAUGAACUCCAUCCUACAGCUCAAAAGUUUGAAUUUCUACAAAAUGGUUCAGCCCUACUGACCGCUGCAAAUGGCACAGAUCUGCUUUUCAAGUAUGGUAUUCUUUAUACCCGACGGGCUGAAGUUAUAGCCACGUAUGCCCUCUGUGGUUUCGCAAAUAUCGGUUCAAUUGGUAUUAUGCUUGGUGCUAUGGUGACUCUUCUACCUCAUAGAAGGAGAGACUUGUCGAAACUAAUUCUGCCGGGCAUGAUCGGUGGCAAUGUAGCGUGCUUUCUUACAGGAUGCUUCGCGGGUCUCUUCUUCAAGGAUUCAUAA
Rodentolepis nana is the source of this 2025-nucleotide messenger RNA. The record is from the annotation of a GenBank genome assembly. Lineage: Eukaryota; Metazoa; Platyhelminthes; Cestoda; Cyclophyllidea; Hymenolepididae.